GGAGCUCUUUAAAAUGGAUUUCAGCUUUCCUUUUACUCUGCAGUGCUUGCUGGUGAUAAUAACGGUUACUCAUGGCUCUAUCUCCCGGACCAGAGUGCUCAGUGGAGACUCAGCAGUCUUUCCUCUGGGAAUUCAGAGUCUGCAGACCUCCCUCGGAAUGAUCAAGAGGAAUGUGACAUGCUUGACAGCUGUCUUAAAUGAUACUUUGUUGGCUAAGUGUGGCACUUCUGCCAGAAGAUGCCUGAACUUGCAGAAUGGCUCUCUAGUGCUGAGGAACGUGGAGAAAGAGGAUGAAGGAAAAUACGAGUUUGUUUUUCAGAACACCACCAGAUUUUUUACACUGGAAGUAUUUGAGCUGGCCAUUGGUAUCCAGUGCUUCCCCAAUGGGACCGCAGAGUUGUCCUGUGACGUGACCAGCAACACGAGCACCAACUUUCGGUGGCUGCUGAAUGGCACUGUGCUGAGUGCCCCUGAAUCUUGCAUUAAGGAUGGUGGAAAGAAGGUUCGCCUGGACAAAACUGUGCCUGGAGAAUUUGUAUGUGAGGUGUACCAUGUGACCAACAUCCUGAGGACAAGGCCUGUUGUGCUGUCUUGCAGCUAUGGAGACCUGCUGCAGUACCCGUGGUUCAUUUACAUCCUGGUGGGAUGCGCUGGGGGUGCGGUUAUCCUGGUGGUGGUUGUCUCCUCAAUCAUAUGUUGCUGCAUGAAGAGGAAAGACAAGUUCAUCCCAGUGCCUUCAGAGGAGGAGAAGGAUGAUGGACUAACAAUGUCCGUGGUCUCCAGUGAAGGUGUGAAGAGCCCCCCUAAUGGAGACCAUGUCGAGGCUCAAGCUGCCCAAAUCGACUGCCCUUCAAAGCCUGAUGCUGCCCAGACUGGUCAAGGCAUUGAGACCCUGCCUCCCAUGGAAGAAAAUUUACCAGUGGAGAUAGAGCCUGAGGAGAUGCCAGACCCAGAGGUCAUAGUUGAUGUGGAAAGCCAGGAGAAUGCCUCGGACUCUUUCCCGGGUCCAACUGAUGACUGAUCUGUCAUGCUUGCUGUUGCACUUUCUCUUGAAACCCAUGACAAGCAUUAUUUGCACCCCAUAGUCUCAUUCUGUGUAAGAAUUGGUCCAGAAAAUUUUAGCAGGAGGAAGACGUGAGGUGUCAAGCCUGCUAACCUCAUUAAAAAAAAAAAAAAAAGGAAAAGAAAAUAUAAGAAAAAGCACAUGUGUGACUUCAAGGCCACGCUGCCAUAGGCUGACAGGUUCACUAACAAACAAAACUGGACAGCUCUUUGAUGGUUUGCCUGUUAAUAGACCUGCAGUUAACCUGUGGAGCCCUAGAGGACAGCCUGAAAUGAGACAGACGGUUCCUCCUGCUCCCUGCCUACCCCACGCUUUGCCAUGUCUUCACCAGUCAGUGGUUCCUGCAGGGGGUGGGCAUGACAGGUGGACUGAGGUGGCCUGCGAGUCCCAGAUGGAAACAAGGACCUGACAGGAAUUUCCUGAGAAAGCCUCUUCUCAGGAGAUUUCAAGGCAUUUUUCACAGGCCCUGCAAAAAAAAAGCUCGAUGGAAGUUUCAGCUAGGUAUCUGCUGUGGCAGAUGUUUAUCUGAAUUGCUCCUCUGAGCUCCAGACCCUUUGUGAUUUGUCCCUCACCGCUUGCUGCGUGGGGCCAGGAGUAGUGGUAGGGGCUGCUGCGUGGAGACCCGGGAGGUGAUGCUGGCUUGCUCGCCUUUUGAUGCCCUGUAAUGGCAGGGGGCUACCAGUUACCUCCUGCCAGAACCUAACUGCUCGUGUUGCCAGUGAGUUAAAACAGCUCUGUCACUAGCUUGCUUGCUUGCAGCAGAAGGGUGCUUGGGGCUUGGGUGUGUAAUUUUGGCAGAAACGUUGAUUAUAAUGCCGUGAUCAUUCAUCAGUGCAAGCAUUAGUGCCUUUAGUGUAAUGGUUUAGCUACUGCAAGCUGGUGAAGCUGGCCAUCUGCCUGUGCGUGUAGGCUUCUUCAGUGCUGUGUUAUUUGCAUAGGCAGCAGCAAUUUAUGGGAUCUCUUAGGCAAGUCUUGCUGCUACACAAGUCCUGUUCUGCUCAGGGGAGGUUUGCCAGUGGAUGAGCUGGGGUAGACCUGCAGGGAAGAAGGACAAGGUGAGGGGAGGGCAAGGACUUGGUCUCAGGCAGCAGGUAGCCGAGCCCCUGACAAAGCUGCCAGGGGCUGCUGAGCUGUCAGGCCAUGGGGAGUGCUGCAGGAUGCACUGCCCAAGCAAGGUAUUUGCUGUGUAAGUGCAUUUCGAUGGUCAGAAGUGAGGCAUGUUGGUGUUAAACUAGCCCGAAGGGCUAGAAAGUAAUGGUAGAGUAAAAGCAGAGAUGGUACAGAUCGGGGUCGAAAGGGAUGGCGAUGCGAGUACUGCAUUCCUCUCUUCCCUUGUCAUUUUGUCUCUGGUUUAUAUUGUGCCGUGAAUCCCUUGGAAAAGGAUUUUAGGUAUUCCUUGUGAAUGCCACCCGGUGAGGUCUGAAGAAGUACCCCGGCAAAAUCAAAACUGAGCUGAAUGCUUCUUUCCCAGGCGGGGGAGCUGGUGGGACGGCUGCAUGCUUACCUGGAAGUCCUUCAUGUCUGUGUACAUGGCAAAGCUCUGCAUCGGGGGUGCCCAGUCAUAGGUGGUUGUUCUUGUUGUUUCCUUGUCCCGUGACUCUGUUUAGAAGAUUUUUGGAUCUUGUGUGCUGUGUUGGUGGUGAUUCAGCCUGUUUCUGCUUUUUAAGGCUGCCAUAGGAAUCAGAUUUUCCACGGUAAGAGGGAGAUAAUAAUUCUUUUCCUCAUGGUGCUGCGCUAUCUCAGUACAAACAUUCCUCAAAGGCUGUGAAUAGAAUGUCAAAAAUGUGACAGUGAGCGCAUGGGGUGGCAGCUGCCUGUAGGCAGUACAAUGGCAGCGACACUGGGUGAACAGGGGCCAGGGACACUGCAAUGGGGGGACGUCGUCAGCUUUGCUUCUCUUCUGCACUUUCUGUCAGGGGCAGGCAGGGGACAGUCGACUCCAGUACAUGCUUCGAAGGCUGAACGAAGGUGCUCUGAGCUGCGCUGGAGAAGAUGCCAGUGUUUCGGAUGCUGAGGGUGACAGAGCUGGGCCCGCCUUGACCUGCUGGGCUGGUGUGUCCUGGCUUCAGCUUGCCCUAAGCGCUGCCUUGCUGGGGUGCCCUGGCAGCCCUUGGCACCCUCACCGGUGCAACCCCAGGCUCGGAAGGAUUUUUCCUACUGAGAUUGGAAUCUGAGAAUUGAGCCAUCUUUAGGAGGCAGAUAGGACACGGCUGGUAUUCUGUCCUUCCCUGCUGAAGAUGCUGUUCAGCAACAGGGCAAAGGUUUCUGUUACUGUGAGGUCAGGAGAGAAGUUGUGCAGCCUGUGCUUUUCCUCUAACUGUAUGUAUUCAAGCCCCACUAUUGUUCUUUUUUUUUGGUGGUGUUUUACUUUUCCCUGCAAUGAUUUUGUUCCUAUAAUAAAAAGAUCUGUUUUCUAA
Messenger RNA from Athene cunicularia (burrowing owl), 3480 nucleotides. RefSeq lists its product as uncharacterized. NCBI's taxonomy places the organism in Eukaryota, Metazoa, Chordata, Aves, Strigiformes, Strigidae. The transcript is spliced from 6 exons. The record is from RefSeq and is a predicted model, not a curated record. The coding region runs from base 14 to 1021 and encodes 335 amino acids.